GUGCAAUGUAAAGUUGCCACAUGACACCCAUUGGUGCUCUACUGCUGAAUGAUUUUACGCGAGGAUAGUCGGACGCAUUCAAGACUUUUCAAGAUCAACCCCAUGAGGCAGCAGUAACAUCAGCAGCAGAUGCACUGGAGAGCAGCAAUGAUCAACUCAGCGAGAACCGCAGUGGAGCCGCACUGAGGCAAAGCAGCCAAGCAGCCCCCCUGUGUCUGGGGACGUCUCCAGCAAUUUACGUGGUGUGGGAAGCUGAGAUCCUGAAUGUCUGCUCAGUCAGACUAACCAACAUCCUGACACAACUCCUGCUCCUCUUCCUCCACGACCUCCUCUUCCUCCUCCCAAAAUGACCAUAGUAGCAGGAGAUAACAUGGACGAGACCUCGACUGUCCCCGGCCACCCUCAGGACACCUACCCCCCAGAUCACAAUGACCACGAAUGUUGUGAGAGGGUAGUCAUCAACAUAGCUGGUCUCCGGUUUGAGACACAGUUGAAAACUCUUUCACAGUUUCCAGAGACAUUGCUGGGCAACCCCAAAAAACGGAUGCGGUACUUUGAUCCUCUGAGAAAUGAAUACUUCUUCGACAGAAACCGCCCCAGCUUUGAUGCCAUCCUUUAUUAUUACCAAUCUGGGGGUAGGCUGAGAAGACCAGUAAAUGUCCCUUUGGAUAUGUUCUCAGAAGAAAUCAAAUUUUAUGAGCUGGGAGUGGAGGCGAUGGAGAGGUUUCGUGAGGAUGAGGGUUGUUUCAUCAGGGAGUAAGAGCGGCCUUUACCUGAGAAGGAGUUCCAGCGUCAGAUUUGGCUGCUCUUUGAGCACCCAGAAAGCUCAGGCCCCGCCAGAGGGAUUGCCAUUGUGUCUGUAAUGGUGAUCCUGAUUUCAAUAGUCAUAUUUUGUUUAGAGACUAUACCGCAGCUAAAAGAGGACCCAAUGGGUCGAAAGAUGAUAGUGGGGAACACUACUAUUUAUUACAAGCCAAAUAUCUUCACUGACCCCUUCUUUGUCAUUGAGACACUCUGCAUAAUCUGGUUCUCCUUUGAGUUGGUAGUACGCUUUCUGGCAUGCCCAAGUAAACCGGCCUUCUUCAAGAACAUGAUGAACAUGAUCGACAUAGUGGCUAUCAUCCCUUACUUCAUUACACUUGGCACAGAGCUGGCUGAAGACAAUGACAAUGACAAUGACAAUGACAAAGAUGGAGUAGGGGAGCAGGCAACAUCUCUGGCCAUACUCAGGGUGAUUCGUCUGGUCAGGGUGUUUAGGAUCUUUAAGCUGUCACGACACUCUAAAGGACUCCAAAUUUUGGGGCAGACACUCAAGGCCAGCAUGCGAGAGCUCGGAUUGCUUAUCUUCUUUCUGUUCAUUGGAGUCAUCUUGUUUUCCAGUGCUGUCUACUUUGCUGAGGCAGAGGAAAAAGGAUCAUACUUUGACAGCAUCCCAGAUGCAUUUUGGUGGGCCGUUGUGUCUAUGACAACUGUAGGCUAUGGCGACAUGUAUCCGGUCACUAUAGGAGGCAAGAUCGUGGGUUCUUUGUGCGCCAUCGCUGGAGUGUUGACAAUUGCACUCCCAGUGCCUGUCAUUGUGUCCAACUUCAACUACUUCUACCACAGGGAGACUGAAGGAGAAGAGCAGGCCCAGCUGCUCAACGUCAGCAAUCCCAACAUCCCUUCUGAAACCAACUCCAGCCGCCGUAGUUCUUCCACUGUCAGCAAGUCAGAGUACAUGGAAAUUGAUGGAGACAUAAACAAUAGCAUCGACAACUUUAGGGAGGCAAAUCUCAGAACUGGCAAUUGCACUAUAGCCAACCAAAACUGUGUAAAUAAAAGCAAGCUGCUUACAGAUGUUUAGACAUAGUUAGACAUACUUAGGAACUUUCGGAUCAGGGAUACGGGGUUGUCAUAUGUGGAGUAGACCAUUGGUUAGGAAUGCUUCAUUUACCUCUCCAAAGCACUCUAUGGCUAUAGGCCUACAAAUAUGCUCAGCUAUAUAAGAAGGAAGCAGACUAAACAAAGCUGUUAGAGUAUAUGACAGGUGGAUAGAAUAAUUAAUUCUUCUGCUGCUACAAAUAUAUAGGUAUAUCAAAAGAAAACUUUGACCAUUAAGCUUAUACACGGCUCCCUGGAGGACGCAAAGCACACACUGUCUAAGCAGAUGACAGUGUGAUAAUGAAAAUCAUAUGCAUGGAGCACAGAUCAUUUCAGCAAGUUGCACAGUGCACCGGAAAAGUCUGCAGAUACAUGCAAACAUCUGCAGACACACACACACACACC
Molecule: messenger RNA, 2265 nt
Organism: Monopterus albus (swamp eel)
Lineage: Eukaryota; Metazoa; Chordata; Actinopteri; Synbranchiformes; Synbranchidae
Product: potassium voltage-gated channel subfamily A member 1-like
Biological process (GO): protein homooligomerization; action potential; potassium ion transmembrane transport
Cellular component (GO): paranode region of axon; juxtaparanode region of axon; voltage-gated potassium channel complex
Molecular function (GO): protein binding; delayed rectifier potassium channel activity
Source: RefSeq, a predicted model, not a curated record